ACUCUCGUGCUCUUCCUCGUCACUAAAGUUAACUUCCAUUUCUUAAUUUUUUUGAAUUCAAUCCCAUUACAUCUUUCCUGUCUCCUCAAGGGGCGCUUCCUUGGCUCCCGAAACUAUCCUAUUAACCUCAUUUGAUUUUUUGCUUUGUCGAGCCUUGAAGUCUCUCCUACCGUAUCAAUCUUCUUUGGUUUUCAUUUGGUGCUUUCACCGCCAAUCGCGGUUCCCUCCAUCGAGGCCCCUCCACCAUGGGCGCAAGUACAAACGGACGUCCUGCCCAAGCGAAGCAACGGGCGUCAAAUGGAGCCUUCACGACUGCCCCGACGUAUUCUAGCUCUGCUGGGAAGAAGAGUUUCUCGGGAACGGUGUCGAGUGUUGCACUUCGACUUAUUGUAUGGUAUGCCAUACUCACGGCCCUUUUCCGGUGCCCUUCGUCACUUGAUGACCUCACCGCCGAAUCUCCCAAGAUUUGCAAGCCUUUCUUGAGCACACGUGCUAGUCUCACGCCUUACGUGACACCAUACUACGAUACCUACGCGGCGCCCUAUGUUGCUGGAGUUCGUCCUUACUUUGACCGCAUUGAAAAGGACGUGGUCUCACCAGUCGUGGGUUUCAGCAAAAACACUUACGCCACGCACGGUGCUCCGCAUGUAAAGAAAUUGCAAGACUAUGGGCUCCAGGAAUGGGAAAGAACUAUCUCUCCAAAGGUAGACGCUGCUAGAGCUGAGGCGAAGAAGCAAUAUGACGCUUCCCUUGGUCCGCAUGUCGACAAGGCGUACAAUGCCGCCUCCCCGUAUUACCUGGCUUCUCGCGGCAAGGUCCUCCAAAUCUACCAGACGCACGUUCUCCCGUCAUAUAAUGCCGUUCAACCGCAUCUCAAGCAAGGAUAUGAAUUGAGCUACGACUUCACAGUCAAUACCGCUGUUCCCUAUACUCGCUCGGGACUGGCAUCUCUCGCGGAGUUUUUGAACAAGAACCUUUGGCCCAAGCUGAAGAUUCUCUAUGGCGAAAGUGUUGAGCCUCAGUUGCUUCGAAUCGGCGAACGACUUGGUAGAUACAAGGACGCAAAAGCCUUGAAAGAGGCGGUCCAGGAAGUUGAUAGUACCCAAACCCCCCCGGCGGCGACCUCGAUCCCAUCCAUAUCGUCGGCAUCUUCCCUUGCCUCCAGCUCCGCAACGGAAGUGAAUGAAUCAGUCACCUCUGCCUCUCUUUCUACUCAACCUGCCAGUACAAACGGCACCAGCGCCAGCAGCAGUACCGUGACCUCAUCGACUCUUGCACCCUCGUCCACUCCUGAUGACUCCGAAGAAGCUUUGGUCCGCGACAAGGUUGCAGCCGAUCUUAGAAACUGGCGUGAAAAGUUUGCCAAGGCGGCCGAUAAAGGUACUGAAGACCUUAAUCGACGCAUCGGCCACAUCGCGGACCGCCAGGUCAACAGCCAGGUCCAAGGGGUGGGCGAAUCUUUGAUCAUUCAGCUUGAAGAAGUCUCUAAAUCGGAACUUCAAGGUCUCAAGAAGAAGGUCAGCUCGAUUAUCAAGUCUCUUCCCGAAACUCCAGAGGAGGAUGAAUACAAAAAAGCAGACGACGAACUUUUGGCUGCUACUCGGGCUGCGGGAUUGAGUAUCAAGGGAAAAGCCCAAGCACUUCGCUCGUGGAAACGCACCUAUGAUGAGGAGACGGAAUCUCUUAUCACGGCAGCCUCAAAUUCGACCUUGGAAGUCAUUGAUAACAUCAGGGAUCUUGGUCUUCAGGAAAUUGGCCUGAGAUGGGCUUGGAUGGAGGGCGUGACCUACGAGGACUGGUCCAACUAUCACGCUCUCAAGAAGACAUUUGAAGAAUGGCGUGCCAAUGUCAAAACCGUUGCAUUGCAACAUGAAGAUUUCCUUCGUGCCAAGGACGCCGCAGCUGACGCUGAAGAGAGGGGUAUGGCCACUGCCGAAGAAGCAGCGCAGGAGCUCGCCAGACUCAAGGAGGUCAGCAAAUUCAAAAUCCGAGCUCGGGAUCUCAGCGAUGACUUUGAGACAAAGCGUGAUAUUCCGGCAGCUGCGGUGCAAGCGGGGCAAGAGAUUCUCGAAAAAAUAAAAGAUGCCGGCGAGGGUAUUCUUUCCCAUUCACCACUUCAAUCCUCUGAAGAGUCAGAGGAAGCUUCGUCCCACUCCAACGUUGUAAGCUCGAUCAGUGGCGCUGCACAAGAGGUGUCUGAAGAUGCAUCGGAUGCGUUCUUCGGUUCAAGCCAGCCGCUUACGGAUAGUAUUGCUUCAGUGGCUUCUUCGAAGGUUCCCGAGGCUCUCGGUGUCUCUUCUUCCGAAGAACUUACUGAAACUCCUCUGGAAGUUGUCGAGUCAAUCAUGAAGACAGUGGUCGACGCCGCGUCAUCUCCGGCCUCAUCAAUUGUCUCAGAGAUAUCUGACGACUUUACGCUAGCAGAAUCAUCUCUCACUGAAUCGCUUUCUGCGGCAACCUCUACCGUCGAGAACUCGUACGAAAGUCUCACAGAAAAGGCAAGCUCUGCCGCAACUCCACUGGAGUCGAAACCCUCUAGAAAAGUAUUCGGCGGCGCCAUGGCUCAGUUUGUCGAAGCUCGUGAGAUCGUAUAUGACGACAUUGUCGUAGAUGAUUCUGAUGCGGCCAGCUAUUCAGAAAAGCUGGAAAGCAUUGUCAGCCAAGCUGGAGCCAGAUAUUCUGACGUGACAAAGGCAGUCAGUGAAGCUUUGCUCAAACCAUCAAGCACCCAAGGGGCUGUCGAAAGUGUCACGUCUCUCGCCAGCGAACAAUACUCCAGGGCCCUUGAAGCAGCGUCGAUUGCUCUCUAUGGUACUUCGCAGGGACCUUUGGAGAGCGCGACCAGUGCGGUGGCUGAUCGAUAUAAUGCGGCUGUUUCAGCUGCGUCGUCUGCGAUUUAUGGAACGCCCACUCCGCUUGCUCAGUCGCUUGUGGCUGAAGCAAGCUCUCGGUAUGCUGACGCCAUCAAUGCUGCGCAAGAUCACUAUUCUCGCGCCAAGUCUAUUGCAUCCGCUCAAAUCUCUGGAAAACCACAACCUGUCCAUGACCAGAUGUUCUCUUCUAUAGAAGCUGCCUAUUCGGGGGCUGUCACGAAAGCUAGCAGUAGACUACAGGCCGGCUUGGGCGCAGCCUCUAGCGGCAUUUAUGGAACAACCGUAAGCCCUCAAGAAGCCGUGGUGUCGGCGGCAUCGGCCAAGUUAUCAGAGGCAUUAGAUGCGGCGUCGUCGCAAUAUGAACAUGCCAAAGCUGGAAUUACCGGCUCUUCUCAGCCUGCACAUGAAUCGCUGCUGUCUGUGGCCGAUAAGAAAUAUUCAGACGUGGUGGAGGAAGCUAGCUCGAGAUAUUCAUCGGCUACUGCUGCAGCAUCUAAUGCACUCUUCGGUGCUCCCCCCAAUGCAUUUGAAUCGGUUUCUUCUCUCGCCUCUUCUAGGCUCGCAGAAGGCCUCAGCAGCGCUUCGGCACAAUACUCCAGUGCAAAGGCUGCAUUCGGUGCGCAGCCUACUCCUACCCCUCAGCUGAUCGCAAGCGAAGCGCGUCGCCGAUAUUACGAGGGUAUCGGCAUGGCUCACGAUCAAUACUCUGAAUUUGUCAAUGCCGCGUCCAGCGCUCUGUAUGGGACACCUUUGCCCUAUCACCAAAGUAUCUAUAACGCUGCAAGCGAUGCAGUUUACUCUACGGCUCUUCCAGGCUAUGAGAGUUUGCUCUCCGCUGCUCGCGACCAAUAUAAUAACGCCGUCGCAUAUGCAUCGAAGCAUCUAGAUCAAGCCGUUUCCUCCGCUUCAUCAAUGGCUGGGCGGACCAGCGAUACGCCAGCUCAGAGUAUCUUGAAUGCUGCUUCGUCACAAUACGACUCAGCCGUUUCGGCUGCAUCAGCUUCGCUCUCCUCGGCCUCGCAUGCCGCCAGUACAGCGAUCUACGGAAAGCCUACCGGAGCUGCGGAAUCGCUUGCUGCGGAUAUCUCAAACCAAGCUCAUCUUGCCGCAUCGGCCGCCAGUUCACAGUUAUUUGGAAGCCCUACCCCAUGGGCCGAGUCAGUGGCAUCCCAAGCGUCUCAGAACUGGGAAGCUAUUAUCUCCAAAGCAAGUGAACAAAUUUAUGGCUCUCCCACGCCAUUCGCCGAAUCAGUGCGCUCUCAGGCAGCAGAUUAUGCUGCUCAAGCUACUGGCAUUGCUGUGUCCCAGUAUGACGUGGUAUCUGCUCUAGUUUCCGAUCUUAUUGUAGGAAGAGAGCCCGACUUUACAGAAAGUGUUAUGAAUCGACUCAACUCUGCCUACUCUACUGGCUACCCGGAACUAGCCUCUUCUGCAUCCGAGUACGCGGCAAAUGCUUAUUCUUCUGCUUCCUCGCUCGUUGCGCCUUUGUUUACGCCGCCACCAGCUCUGGAAGCAAUUCUUGCAUCAGCCAAUGAGCAAGUCAAUGCAGCUGUAGAAGCUGCCAGCAUUCAAAUCUACGGAAGCAGCACAGGCAACUACGAGAGGGCGACUUCCGCGGCAGCUAGUGCAUACAGCUCGGUGCAGUCGAAAGCCAGCGAUGCCAUCUAUGGCACACAGCCUGGAUAUGUUGAGGCGGCGCAGAGUCAAAUAUCCGAUGCCGCUGUGUCUGCGCAAAGUGCCAUCUCUGUCGCAAUCUACGGAACGCCAACAGGCACAGUGGAGUCUUUGACUCACGCCGUCGAUGACACCUAUUCUUCUGCAACCGCGGCUGCUGCCGACAAUCUAUCAUCUGCCUCAUCUCUCAUGAGCAGUGCUUAUUCGGCUGCGCAAGCGAAGAUUACCUCGGCUGUCUAUGGGCCAGAACAGGGAGCCCUUGAGAGCGCGCAGAGCAGACUCAGUGUAGCAGUAGAGAGUGCCAGAGUUCGGCUCACGGAGUUCGUUGGGAACGUUGGCGAAGGGGCGGGCGAGGCUGCUGAUUCCAUUCAAGAGAAUGUGGAAUCCAUAGCUAGCCAAGUGAGUAGUGCCGCCGCAGAAGCCACGCAAAGACUUCGUGACGAAUUGUAAUGAUGAUGUGGCAAUGUUUAAAAAGGGACAUAUGUGGGGACAAAGAGCUGAAUGAAGGGCUGUAUUCCCUCGUGCAUGAUAAAGGGCGACGAGCAAAUGACGAAACUCUUGCAAUUUGGUUCGAAAUCUUUCUCUUUUAUUUCUCUUUUUCAAUUUCACUUGUCGGGAUUUUAAUGGCGGACAAGUGACUUUCCAAAUUUCUUUUGUCUAUCACAGCGUGGUGGUUUUCCGUAUUUUUCAAAUAUUCCUCUCUUUUUUUCCAUUUCACCAUUUUCUCUUUUUCUAGGCUUACAACUCAUCUUGUACUGUACGCUAGAAUUGCUUCUUCUGUUGCACGUUAGUG
Xylona heveae TC161 is the source of this 5340-nucleotide messenger RNA. RefSeq lists its product as hypothetical. Gene Ontology annotation, biological process: protein transport. The transcript has 4 exons. Lineage: Eukaryota; Fungi; Ascomycota; Xylonomycetes; Xylonales; Xylonaceae. Bases 246 to 4997 code for a protein of 1583 amino acids. The record is from RefSeq and is a predicted model, not a curated record.